Messenger RNA from Entamoeba invadens IP1, 753 nucleotides. RefSeq names its product glyceraldehyde-3-phosphate dehydrogenase, putative. Gene Ontology annotation, molecular function: oxidoreductase activity, acting on the aldehyde or oxo group of donors, NAD or NADP as acceptor; NAD binding. The transcript has a single exon. The record is from RefSeq and is a predicted model, not a curated record. Lineage: Eukaryota; Evosea; Mastigamoebida; Endamoebidae. The coding region runs from base 1 to 753 and encodes 250 amino acids.
AUGUCAAUCAAAGUUGGAAUUAAUGGUUUUGGAAGAAUUGGAAGAUUGGUUGCAAGAGUGAUUCUUACCCGCCCCGAGUUCGACUUGGUUGCUUUGAACGACCCAUUCAUGGACCCAAAGUACAUGGAAUACAUGCUCAAGUAUGAUACUGUCCAUGGAAAGUUCCCAGGCACCAUUGCUGUUGAAGGAGGCAACUUAAUCAUUGAUGGGCACAAAAUUAUUGUUGUAGCUGAAAAAGACCCGGCUCAAAUUGGAUGGGGGAAACUCGGUGUAGACUAUGUUGUUGAAUCCACUGGUGUCUUCACCACAAUCCCUAAAUGCGAAGCUCACCUUAAGGGAGGUGCCAAAAAAGUCAUCAUCUCCGCACCAUCUGCUGAUGCCCCAAUGUUUGUUGUUGGUGUCAACACUGAAGCCUACAAACCAGAGAUGAACGUUUUGUCCAAUGCCUCGUGCACUACCAACUGCCUUGCUCCACGUGCCAAGAUUAUCAAUAAUGAGUUUGGUAUUAUUGAAGCAUUGAUGACCACCAUCCACUCCACUACUGCUACUCAAAAGACAGUCGACGGUCCAUCCGGAAAGGACUGGAGAGCUGGCAGAUGCGCGGGUUGUAACAUCAUUCCAGCUACUACUGGGAUUGGGGGAAAACUCGCCCCUAUACAAACUCGCCCCCCCCCGAGAAUUCACCCCUGUAAUUUCACAAAAGUUCAACACAAGUUCAACAAAAUUUCAACAAUAAAUUUUUGUAUACAAUAA